This is a messenger RNA of Caenorhabditis bovis, 612 nucleotides long. NCBI's taxonomy places the organism in Eukaryota, Metazoa, Nematoda, Chromadorea, Rhabditida, Rhabditidae. The record is from the annotation of a GenBank genome assembly.
AUGAAUAUAGAAGUUUUCAAAUUGAGCUUGUUUUUGUUUCCGUGUGUUCUGCUAGCAGCUGCCAGCGAUGAUUCGAUAACGUGUUACAGUGUACUAAAGCUACUUAAUGCUAGAGAUGGAUCAAGGCUACACUCUCAUGAUGUGAAGUAUGGUAGCGGAAGUGGACAGCAAUCGGUAACGGCCGUGAAAAAUUCGGACGAUAUAAAUUCACAUUGGCAAAUUUUUCCAGGUCUUCAAAAAACGUGUAAUCGUGGCGAUCCAAUUAAAUGUGGCGAAACAAUUAGGCUCAAACAUCUGACUACUGGAAGGUUUUUGCACUCCCACGAUUUCUCAGCUCCUUUAUCAAAAUCUCAUCAGGAAAUAUCCGCAUUCGGUAGUGAAGAAGAAAGCGAUUCGGGCGAUGAAUGGCUACUGAUGUGCAAUGAAGACGAAUGGACUGAAGAAGAGCAGGUGAAACUUAAGCACGUUGUCACUGGUGCUUAUCUCUCAUUAUCUGGACAACAGUACGGAAGGCCAAUUCAUGGACAACGCGAAGUUGUCGGCACAUCAGACGUCACUGCUGGAAGCUCCUGGAAGGCUGCUGAAGGCAUUUACAUAAUGAACAAAGAAUAA